Eutrema salsugineum is the source of this 2570-nucleotide messenger RNA. RefSeq names its product lysine--tRNA ligase, chloroplastic/mitochondrial. The transcript is spliced from 14 exons. Gene Ontology annotation, cellular component: cytosol; cytoplasm; mitochondrion. The record is from RefSeq and is a predicted model, not a curated record. Gene Ontology annotation, biological process: lysyl-tRNA aminoacylation. The coding region runs from base 52 to 1884 and encodes 610 amino acids. Lineage: Eukaryota; Viridiplantae; Streptophyta; Magnoliopsida; Brassicales; Brassicaceae. Gene Ontology annotation, molecular function: tRNA binding; ATP binding; lysine-tRNA ligase activity.
CCACCUAUCCACAGCAGCAGGAGUCGAGCAAAGAAAGCACACCGGAGAGAAAUGGAGGCAUUGAAAGUAUGGAGCCUAACGGCGACGCCGUUGAGGCAAUUACUCCGUCUAUCUUCCUCUACGCGUCUCUUCACCUCAAUAUACGGCAGAAGAUCCUACCACUCAUCACCGGCGCUCCGAUGUGCCUCCGCCGCUUCUUCUUCUUCUUCAUCCAAUGCCGCGACGGCUGAAACUCCCAAACCAUCCGGCCGAAACAGAAGGUCACCGUCGUCUUCCAAUUCCACCUCCGAUCGUGAGGCUAUCCGUUCCAUUCGUCUAAAAAAGGUUGAAGAGCUGAGAGGUCAAGGUCUUGAACCUUAUGCUUACAAGUGGGAAAAAUCUCACAGUGCAAAUCAGCUCCAAGAGAUAUAUAAGCAUCUAGCAAAUGGCGAGGAAUCAAACAAUGACAGUGAUCGUGUUUCUGUAGCCGGGAGAGUCGUUGCUCGCAGAGCGUUUGGGAAACUUGCAUUCUUGACUCUGAGGGAUGACUCCGGAACUAUUCAGCUCUACUGUGAGAAGGAAAGGCUUUCAGAUGAACAGUUUGAACAGCUGAAAGCAUUUAUUGAUAUUGGUGAUAUUUUGGGUGCUAGUGGCUCAAUGAAGAGGACUGAGAAAGGGGAGCUUUCUAUUUGUGUGAAUUCUUUUUCGAUUCUCACAAAAUCCCUCCUUCCACUGCCAGACAAAUAUCAUGGUCUAACCGAUAUCGAUAAACGUUACCGUCAACGGUAUGUUGAUAUGAUUGCUAAUCCUGAAGUGGCUGAUGUAUUCCGGAAAAGGGCAAAAAUUGUGUCAGAGAUACGCAGGACAGUUGAGUCUUAUGAUUAUUUGGAGGUUGAAACUCCAGUUCUCCAGGGAGCAGCUGGUGGAGCCGAAGCCAGACCUUUUGUAACGUAUCAUAACUCACUUGGGAGGGAUCUCUACCUGAGGAUUGCAACUGAGCUUCACUUGAAAAGAAUGCUGGUUGGGGGGUUUGAGAAAGUGUAUGAAAUUGGUCGUAUAUUUAGAAACGAAGGCAUUUCAACACGUCACAAUCCUGAAUUCACAACCAUCGAGAUGUAUGAAGCUUAUUCAGACUACCAAAACAUGAUGGACAUGGCAGAAUUAAUCGUCACUAACUGUGCAAUGGCAGUUCAUGGGAAGCUAACGAUUGAUUACCAGGGAACAGAGAUCUGCCUCGAGCGACCCUGGAGGAGAGAAACCAUGCAUAAUCUUGUUAAAGAGAUAACAGGAAUCGAUUUCAGUGAGCUAGGGGAAGAUCUCAGAAAUGCCAAAGACACAGUUCUGCUGGCACUCCAAGACGUGCUUGAACCCAAGGACAAAUCUGGAAUUGGAGCUUGCUCUUCUCUAGGCCAUCUUCUUAAUGAGGUUUUUGAAGUUGUUGUAGAGCCAAAGCUUGUGCAGCCAACAUUUGUAUUAGACUACCCAAUCGAAAUAUCUCCCUUGGCCAAGCCACAUCGCAGCAAUGCAGGUUUGACUGAAAGAUUUGAGCUGUUCAUCUGUGGCCGUGAAAUGGCAAACGCAUUCUCCGAAUUGACUGAUCCCGUGGACCAGAGGACGCGGUUGGAAGAGCAAGUAAGGCAGCAUAACGCAAAGCGAGCAGCGGCUGCACCAGAAACUACUGAACAAAACGCAAAGAAAGAAGAUGAUGAUGAUGAUGAUGAUGAUGAUGAUGAUGAUGAUUCAUAUGAGGUGACCCUCGACGAAGACUUCCUCACUGCCCUUGAAUAUGGAAUGCCUCCGGCAUCGGGAAUGGGACUUGGAAUCGACAGGCUGGUGAUGUUGUUGACUAACUCCGCGAGUAUAAGAGACGUCAUUGCCUUUCCUGUUCUGAAAGUGCAGCAGUAACACUUAUGCCUGUCCUAAAUACCUCCAAAAUAUAUCCAAAUCCGUUUGGAGGAUUCUGACUUUUGCUCUCCAUUCUCCAUUUUUUCAUUGACUUGUUUUAAGCAUGUAGAUACUAUGUAUUAGCCACAUGUUGAGGGUACUGAUGAUUGAGGAAACACAGAUUCAGCUUUCUUGUAGAAAAAGAAACUUCACGCUCUCUUCUCUUAUUUUUAUCCGUUUUUCUAAUUGAUUCUGUGUCGACAAAACAUGAUCUCCUGUUGUUUAGGUUAGAGACAAAGCUAUAAACAAAAAGAACUUUAAUCAUUAGUUUUCCAUUAAUUUAUGUUGUUUUACCAAAUUUUAUGUAUUUUUUUUGAAGGACAAGCUAGCGCCAAUGUCUAAACAUGGAUUAUACGAAUUAAAGAUUUAUGUUUUUUUUAUAUGGGAUAAUAUUGCUUUUAGGUUUAAGCUUUAUACCUGGAUGAGGUUACUUGUGGAAUGUAUCGGACCAAUUAUACAUGAUUGAUGCCUAGACAAUAAUAAGCAAAUCUCAUGCAUGUGUGAGACAACUUGUAUGGCUUUUGAGUUUGAUUGAUCUCAACAUUUAUGUCAGAACUGAGAAGCAUCCUAUGUCGCAUCAUUAUUCUCUAUAUUGGCACACGCAUUAUAUAUUUAUAUGCAUUUAUAUACCUAGGUCUAGGUCUAGG